CAUCCCUAUGACACGGCGGGGUCCUUGGAACUGAAACGGAACAUCGGGAAUAAACUGAAACGUUUUGAGACACUUUAGAGCAUAAUUUACAAAGUGAAAACAUGUCGGACGAGUGGCAGGCUUAUGUUCAAGACCCUAGAUCAAUCUGUAAGUACGGGGAAAAAUGUUAUCAGCAAAAUCCAGACCAUCACAACAAAUAUAAACAUCCGCCUUCUAAUCAGAAACACAAAGUGGACACAAACAAAGGUGCAAACAAAAGAUUCUCGCCUUAUACAAGGGAAACUACGAAAGCUGAUUCUGGUGAGGAUACUCCUCGAAACCCUAUGAAACACGGCAAACGUUUUAAAGUAUCCGAAGAUGAGACAAGUGGUACUAGACCAGAUAAGAGCGACCUUAAUAAGACGGAGGAACCGACUCAGUGUGAAAAUGAAACUAAACUAUGUUCUGUAGAUGAUAGCUUUACAGAUAUUAUCAACCAAAUUCCGAAAGACCUCACCUAUCAUGAAAGUACAAUAGAACAAAGUAAGUUCAAGGAGCUUUUCUUGGUUGAGAUGCCAGACUGUUUCUUCAAAUUCUUCGAGUGUUUGAAAGAAGAGAAUGAUAUGGAGAAAUUAUUAUCAAGUGUUAAUUUACAGUUAAUUGGCCCAUUUGAGUUGCUGUUAGGGAAGUUACCAGUCUUAGAUAAUAAAGACCUAUACUUGUUACAUUGGAGAUUCUUCUAUGAUCCACCAGAAUUUCAGGCAGUCUUAAAAUCUAAGGACAAGAGCGAGUUUCACAUUGGUUACUUCCGGGAUGACCCAUCUGCUAAACCAGUGUUCCUUGCUCACAAUGACUCCUCUAAGGGUUGUCAUAUUACACCCUAUGCCAGUAAUAUCUUCGGGGCCGUGUAUUUAUAUCUUGAGCAUCAGAAGAAAAGUCCCUUCACUGCCAUGACAUACAAGAAGACAAUGGAUAAGGUCAAGUCCUGGGCAGAAAAGCAUAACUACUCAAUAGAAGAGUAUAAUGCCAAAAGAAGAACUAACCUGAGCAUAGCCAAGACACUGCAUGGUGCUGGCAUCAUGGUGCCAUAUGACAAAAAGACACAGUUGGGCUACAGACGUUUGGUGGAAUCAGAUGCAAAUCUCAAGAAACUUUUUUCAAAACUGGCAGAAGCUAAGUCUCAAACCGAAAAGGACAAAAUACUAUCAGAGUUACAGCCAGUUAUAACAUAUGCCAACAUAGCUGUGGACGAGUGCGACUUCGGUACCGGUCUGGAAGUCGGGAUUGACAUGUUCUGUUCAGGGCUGAAGGAGCUGGAAGCCAGUGCGAUGAACAGCCUCUGCUCAGUAUACUCAUUGCUGAACCGCGCUGAGUUUGGGACGAUAAUCCAGGCUCACCUAAAAUGUCGUCGCAAAGGACCCGACAUGUCUAUUCUUAGUAUUAGCAAAAUAUAGCAACACAAUUGGAUGCUCAGGUAUUGUUUUUUAAUAUAAAUUAAGUGAUUUUUUUGAGUAUUGCUGUUUUUAAAGUAAAAAAAGUGUUAAUCAUA
Leguminivora glycinivorella is the source of this 1528-nucleotide messenger RNA. RefSeq names its product histone PARylation factor 1 (gene Hpf1). Bases 102 to 1433 code for a protein of 443 amino acids. NCBI's taxonomy places the organism in Eukaryota, Metazoa, Arthropoda, Insecta, Lepidoptera, Tortricidae. Gene Ontology annotation, cellular component: nucleus. The transcript has 5 exons. The record is from RefSeq and is a predicted model, not a curated record. Gene Ontology annotation, molecular function: poly-ADP-D-ribose binding; histone binding. Gene Ontology annotation, biological process: DNA damage response; regulation of protein ADP-ribosylation.